Messenger RNA from Penicilliopsis zonata CBS 506.65, 3039 nucleotides. RefSeq lists its product as hypothetical. The record is from RefSeq and is a predicted model, not a curated record. The coding region runs from base 103 to 2568 and encodes 821 amino acids. The transcript has a single exon. NCBI's taxonomy places the organism in Eukaryota, Fungi, Ascomycota, Eurotiomycetes, Eurotiales, Aspergillaceae.
CUUCAGCGAGGCGAUGCUGUACACACUCGGUUUUCGAUACUAGAAUCGAGUGAGAAUGAUCCAUGUUCAGAUCGUCCUUUUUCAGUUUUCCUCUCACAACUCAUGCGCCCGGCUCUUCUUCGAUUGUUGAAGAGGCCGUCGGCUGUCUCAAUACUCGACUCGCUGAUAGCAGCCCCGGCCGGUGUCGAGCAAUUGGGCUUUCGAUUCAGAUGCGCACGGUGUCAGACACGAGGCACGCAGCAAACCGCAGCCGUUGAAUGGGAACCGGAAAUUCGAGAUCCUUUAAGCCACGACACUCCGAGCCAUCCUCGCUAUAGCUUUGCCGUACACGAAAUUACGCCUCUGCCGAAGAACGCUCGCCGAUUACGAGCCCACAAUCAAGCUGAUGUUUGCACUACAUUUAUAAAGACCUUGGGCUUGCAGUCGGAGAAACUGGAUUAUGAGUCGAAUAUUGGUCACACCAGGGACAUCGGAACGCGGCUGGUUGACCACCCAGACUCUCAGCAAGACUUCGCCCUCUGGGAAGAACUUCUUCGUUACCGGCAAAGACACUAUGGAGACAACGGUAUUCUGGAAAUCUGGAAGGGUCUUACGAUGCGGUUGGAAGAAGUGAAUUUGCCAACCCAGGGAGAGCAGGCAGACUUUUUUUGGCACACCUUCAUUCAGCUAGGUUUGAAACGGGACACGUUCUUGAAAGACCUAGCAGAUUACGCUCUACGAGUAUGGGAAAGGACCGGGGGGAAAUGGGCUGGGUUCUACGAAACGAUAGUUGGCGGUUUUUUCGAACGCGGCCUCACCUCUCAGGCCGUCAGAUGGCACAAAAAACUCCAGCAUCCUCACCUCGCUCAUCCAAAUGAUAUUCUGCGAAUACUCAACGCAGCACUGACACCAGUGCAGGACUCGAAACUAAUGAGCCUCCCGAACUGGUCUCAGAACGCAGAUGUUCACAAUUCUCGUGGCGCACGGGCUUUUCAAAAGAUAUGCCGUACGGUCGAAGGCCAUCAAAUCUACGCACCCGUCAUUUCAGCCCUCCUGCAUCGAGGUCUUAUGGAGGAUGCAAUCUCAAUGCACAACUGCCUGGUCAAACGACACGAUCAUCCGAAGAACGCCGAAGAGAUACAACGACUCCUCACGUACGCUAAAAGAUACGCCUCGCGAAGUACAUCCCAAACUCUUGAGGACUAUGUCGAAACCCAUUUCUCGCACAAUUCAGCUACCAAAACAGCAAGUGGUUCUGGUAGCUCAGCUUUGAAAUCCGAUCGAGGCAGUUGGGUUGGAGAGAAACCUUUCAAGGAUGAAUUUGGAGCACGAUUUUUUGCUACAAAGGCGCUCACAUUUGAGAUGGUAGUUGCUGGGCUGCGGAUGUUCGGAGUGUCAGCUAUUGGGCCACAUUCCUUGCGCGAGAUGGCCAUAAGGGCCCACGGCAACCAGGAUAUACUUAACAAGCUGAAAGCGCUCCGUCAAGCGGGAAUCGCUAUUAGCGACUCGACUUUCUCUCGGCUUCUACGCAAACUCGCUGUGGAAAACCGCGAAAUUCUUCUCAAUGAACUUUUACAUAGCGACCAACACCCUGACGUGCUAGAGGAUGUCGCAUUGCAAGAGUCGUUCUUCGUGUCACACUACAUGGCUCAGGACUGGCGCCAGUACAACCUCACCUGGGCUAUUCUAGGAGAACUUGUUGACGUACCACAGCUGCUCAACAUCCAGUUUCGCAAGUUCAUUGCUGCUGGCGAAUGGAAGCCAGCCUCCAAAAUUGCCGAUGAACUGUUUCUACAAGGAAAGAGGCUGACCACGCAGAGCGUGGAUUUCUUGGUCGGGCAGAUUGUAACCCCCCGGAGAAAAGGGGCGGGGCCAAAUCAGGGCCGGGCUCUCUCACCCAGAGACGAGGUGGCUCUGGUGGUGCAGAUCCUUCGGCGAGUUGUCUCCGCCGGCGGCGAUGUCCAUCCGGAGCUCUGGAUCGAGAUGCUAAAACGCAUGGGAAUGGGCAAUCACUGGGAUGAGUUGCGUGAGUGCUGCCUCUGGCUCAGUCAGGAGUAUUCCGCCGGUCAGAAGCCAAUGACUCUCACUUCACGGGCUUUGGUACAUCCUGGCCACGGUGAUCGCGUUCUUGAGGCCAUCUUCAACCCCCAGAUGCAGGCAGCGAUAGUCGCAUGGGGCUUCAAACUGCGGAUCCCACCCUCCCCCGACGGAGAGCAAGCUCACAGCCCAUCUCAAGCGAAGAAGGGGCAGUUCGUGCCCUGGGUACGCGGCCUGGUGCUACUUCGCGAACUGGGCCAACGAGGCGUACGGCUCUGCGAGACAGAGAUCCGCCGAACCUGUCAACGCCGCUUGAACGUUCUCUACGGGCCCCCUCGGCACUCGGCCCGACGCAUCAACCGCAUCCUCCGUCGGGAGAAUCCGUACGGGCUGCGACAGGUAAUCAACGACAUCCAUCAUGCCUGGGGUACGGUGUUGCUCUUUCCUGGCCUUCGCCCAGACAGAUUUCACAGGCUGGUUCACAAUCCAACGACCAAGAUGUCCCUGCAUCGGGCUCGACGAACGCUGCGAGCCAUUUUGAAUACGAAAUAACUGUAUAUAGAUCAUGUACUCUAAUAAUUUUUUAAACCCAUGCGAAAUAUGUUCUGUCGCCAUAGCGUACGGAAUCCUCCAUAUGUAGUAGGGACAUUUUAAUGCUUCGUCUCAAAAUGUACUCCAUACAGCACGGUCCACUAUGAUCCGUCCACCAUUGUCUCGGUCGCCGAUCAGAUUUGAUCCUGGGGACUGCCCAGAAACACUGCCCCCCCGCGCUCCUGAUGGCGCAGUGGCUGCGUCAACAGCGUCAGACUCUUGAGAGCCUCAGUAAGCCGGGUUCCCGUCCGCUGCUAAGAAUAGAUGGCGUGCGGCAUUCCAGGCAGCGAUGAUUGUUACCCGAAGGGUGGUUUGUUGGAGCCCUGCCUCCCUCCAUUGAAAACGACCCCUGCCUUCUCCACCUUCGACGACGAUCGACUGCAUUUUCUCGAUGCUGAGUAGUUGAUUCGAGCUCUGGACAGUGAUGGGGGG